Molecule: messenger RNA, 1931 nt
Organism: Oryza brachyantha (malo sina)
Lineage: Eukaryota; Viridiplantae; Streptophyta; Magnoliopsida; Poales; Poaceae
Product: alpha-1,3-arabinosyltransferase XAT2-like
Exons: 3
Coding region: 191-1645 (484 amino acids)
Molecular function (GO): glycosyltransferase activity
Source: RefSeq, a predicted model, not a curated record
UGUCAAAGCAUCUCUCCUCUCGAGCCUUCCUCUCCUGCACAGCCAUCUCUUCCUCUUUCCUUGCUUGCUUGCGAGGAGAGAGAGAGAGAGGAGAGAGGAGGAGGAGACCACCGCCACGCGGUUGCGGUUGCGGUUGCUCCAGAUCUAGGGCAAGCGGUGGCCGGAGCGCGGCGGCGGCGGAGGAGGAGAGAUGAAGCCGUCGAUGCGGAGCCGGCAGGAGCCGCGGCGGGUGAGCAACGGCGUCAUCAUCGCCGCCAUGCUGCUCUCCCUCUGCGUCCUCAGCAUCGUCAAGGCCAGAUACUGCUCCACCCCCUUCGCUAAGCCCGACGACCAGCUGCAGGAGCAGAUGAACUCCAGCAUCAGGAUGGAGACCGACGAGCCGGCGACCAAGGCGGUGGGAGAGCAAGAAGAGGAGGAAGAGGAGGAGGAGAGCUCCGGCGGCGGCGGCGGCGUUGAGCCUGCGGUUACCACCACUCCUGCCACCACCGUCGUCGUCGCCGGCGGCGGGAAGAGGAAGCCGACCUGCCACAUGACGAGCAAGCGGUCGGAGCGGUGCGAGGCUCGAGGGGACAUUCGUGUGGAGGGGAACGCCUCCACCAUCUACAUCGGCGGGAUCGACAGGGAGUGGAAGACGAAGCCGUACGCGCGGUACCACGACCCCGUCGCCAUGGCCUACGUCCGCGAGUUCACCCUCAAGCCGGCCACCGCGGCCGCGCCGGCGUGCACCAGGAACCACUCCGUGCCGGCCUUCGUCUUCUCCAACGGCGGCUUCUCCGGCAACCUGUACCACGACUACACCGACGUGCUGAUGCCGCUGUUCCUGAGCACCCACCAGUUCAAGGGCGAGGUGCAGUUCCUGCUCAGCGGGCUCAAGCCAUGGUGGGUGAACAAGUUCAACCUCUUCUUCCGGCAGCUCACCAAGUACGACAUCCUCGACAUCGACAACGACAAGGACGUGCACUGCUUCCCUCGGAUCGUGGUCGGCGCCACCUUCCACAAGGACAUGGGCGUGGACCCGAAGCGCUCGCCGGGCCAUGUCUCGGUAGUGGACUUCAAGCGCGCGCUCCGCCGCGCCUUCGGGCUGGAGCGCGCGGCGGCGUCCCGUGGCGGCAUCACCGGGAACGGCAAGCCCAGGCUGCUCAUCAUCUCCCGCAAGAACUCGCGGCGGUUCCUCAACGAACGGGAGAUGGGGCAGGCCGCCGCGGCGAUGGGCUUCGAGGUCCGCAUCGCGGAGCCCGACCAGCACACCGACAUGUCCACCUUCGCCCAGCUGGUCAAUUCCGCCGAUGUCAUGAUCGGCGUCCAUGGCGCCGGCCUCACCAACAUGGUGUUCCUCCCCCGCGGCGCCAUCCUCAUCCAGGUGGUGCCAUUCGGGGGCCUGGAGUGGCUGACCUCUGUCACCUUCAAGAACCCGGCCAAGGACAUGGAGGUCACCUACAUGGAUUACAAUGUGCAGCUGGAAGAGAGCUCGCUGAUCGAUCAGUACCCGCGCAACCACCAGGUGCUCACCGAUCCCUACGCCGUGCACAAGCAAGGCUGGGACGCGCUCAAGACGGCGUACCUGGACAAGCAGAACAUCAAGAUGGACAUGGACAGGUUCAAGAAGACAUUGCAGGAGGCGCUCGACAAGUUGCCGCCUGCAUGAUGAGAGCUGCAAACUGAUAGGAGCUCAAGCCCACGAGGUGGUGGUGGUGGUGGUAGAUAGAUAGGUUGGUGUAUCUAUCUGUGCCUUCUCUUGCUUAACUUAUUUUUCUUUUUGAAAUUCUUUUUACCCCUUCUUCUUCCUUUAGCAACAUUCAUUUAAUCUGUUGUUUUGGAAAAAAAAAAGAGGAUGAACAAGAACAUCAUGUUACAUAUGUGCAGAAGCUGAGUAAUUUAUACCCUUUGUGAUUAUUGCUUGCUUGUUUACAAGUAAAUGUCAAGAUACAAAA